AGUCGUGUGGGAGGAGUUAAAGUAAGAUGGCUGCGGGAAAGGGAAGAGUGUUUGAGAAAUCAUCAAAUGGGAUGUUUAUCUGUCUCUAACAGGAUGCACAGCAGCCCGAAUGAAGGAGUGGUUAAUUUGUUAGCUUCCCCGGCUCAAUAUGGUCUAGCUCGCCAGGUGUCUCCAGGUUACUUGCGUGCUGGUCAUCCGUUUACUGCUCUGACAUUGUGGAAUUCAUUAGCAGCUAGUCGUUAGCAACCUACCAGCGCUAACUUACUAGCAACCAGCUAGCAGGUAUCCGUGGAAAUCAGGACCUCGCAACAACUGUUGAGACUUCUACAAAAAUAUCAAAGCGCAGAGGGGCCGUCCUGACUGGCUAUGGAGUGGUGUUGGCUUCAGACUGGAUGACAGGGUGUACAGGGCGGACAGGGUCGCACAGAUUCUAGAGCAGCAACGGGCUUUUCCUAGAUGUACACUGACUGGCAGUGACAGCGCGUUUGCAGCAGACCUCCUUCCCCUCCUCCUCUCUGUUUGGAAACACUCUCCCUCCCCUUGCUCCCCCCUCUUCUCCCCAUCUCCCUCUCCUCCCCCUUCCCACAUCUUUCCCUUUUCUUCCCUCUUAAUUUCUGUUGCGUCUAUAUUCCAUUUAAAUCUUUUAAUACGGGAACUCCCUCCAUCAUCUUUGAGUUCUUGUGACCUUUGACCUGCCUCUCACUGGGUCCAGUAUGAGCUGGCUGAGCAGGUUGAACCCGCGGGGUCCUGGGAGUCGGUCCGGCCGCAGUGCCGCCCCCUCCAGCCCCUGCACUGCUGACCCGGAGACCUGCCUGAUGGUGUUUGAGAACCACUGGAGACAGGUCUCUUGGGUGUUGGAGCAGCAGGAGCCUUCAUCCUCCAGCGAUGACCUGACGGCAGUGAGGAAUCACACCGACCAGAUGUUAUGUCUGCUGGCAGAGGAGCGGCCUGCUGAGAGCCCAGAGGGUGCCGCUGGAGUGGCACCCAUGGGCCCCAUACUGGAGCUGGUGGUCACAGAGAAUAUUCUAGAGUGCCUGGUUCAGUGGCACCUCCGCCGCGGACUGGACCCUGACAGCCAGGGGGCGCUGCUCAAGCUGUUUGAGAUGCUCAUCGGCCAGUCCCAGCAGCCUCUGCUGCAGCACACAGCCGUCCUCCACUCCCUGCUGAGGCUGCUGGGAGCUUGCGCUGACCCAGAACUUGGUUGUCCUUCAGCCCUGGAAAACAGCCUGGUACUGCUGCUCAACCAGAUCUGUGUGUCCAUGGCGCGGCAGCCUGUGGUUCUAGAGAUGUUUUUCCGGGCAUCACCAGCUCAGCAGGGCUCCACCAAUCUGCUGAUCUUCUCCCUCCUCGUGCCGUUCAUCCACCGGGACGGAGCCAUCGGACAGCAGGCCCGAGACGCGCUGCUGCUGGUUAUGGCGACCUCGGCCAGCCACGAGGCCGUGGCACGUUACAUCUCUGAGAACUCCUACUUCUGCCCGGUGUUGGCGACGGGCCUCAGCGCUCUCUACUCCUCUCUGCCCAGGAAGAUUGAAGUUCGAGGAGACGACUGGCAUGCCCUACGGCGGGAGGACUGGAUGGGCGUGUCAUCUCUCGUGCUGUUCAUGAACUCCCUGGAGUUCUGCAACGCUGUGGUGCAGGUUGCUCAUCCCCUGGUCCAAUCGCAGCUCCUGGACUACCUCCACAACGGCUUCCUCGUGCCCGUCAUGGGACCCGCGCUGCAUAAGUCUUCAGUGGACGAGAUGAUUGCCAGCACCGCCUACCUGGACCUUUUCCUGCGCAGCGUGUCGGAGACGUCCCUAAUUAAAACCUUCCUGCGCUUCAUCCUGCUGCAUCGCCACGACAACGACACCAUCCUGGACACGCUGCUCACACGCAUCAGCAGUAAUUCAAGGCUCUGCAUGGUAUCGUUGAGCCUCUUCAGGACUCUUCUGUCUCUGAACUGUGAAGAUGUCAUGCUGCAGCUCGUUCUCAGGUAUCUACUGCCCUGUACCCAUGUAAUGCUGAGUCAGCGUCGUGCUAUCAGGGAGACUGACCUGUACGGAAAGUCGGCAGACAAGUUCCUGUCCCUGAUCCCAGAGUGCUGCCGAGUGAAUGCAGCGUCCUCUGCUGAGCGGGACGAGGAAAAUGCAUUAUGGGCCAAAGCAGUGAACAGUCCCAGCAAAGAGUCUCCAGCACCAGCCAGACCCAGCACCCCAUCCCGCUUAGCCUUCUUCAUCCGCCAACAGAGCAGGGAAGGUGGAUCAGGAGGAGGGGGUCCCGCUACCCCCACCAGCAUGGAGCCACUGCAGUCGGGUCCUUCCAGCUCACACCCCAUGUCCCCUGACAGCCCCAUGCACCAGCAGCAGACUAACACAGACUGUCUGGACUGGGAUUCGGGUUAUCUGCAGUACCUCAAAGACUCCCGGCGAGGCAUUGAGAUUUGCUCCUGGGCCUGCCGUGACUGGUCUGCGCCCUAUGAUGGUGAAAACCCCUCCCCGAACACGGCCCCUCCACCCCCACCUCCCCCUACCGCGAAUCCUUCCAUGGCUAUGUUCCCUGAGCACUUCUCUUUCCAGCCGGGAGGAAGCAGCAACACCCCUCCAGGCCAGCAGAGGGCGGCCAUUGUUGCUGCAGCACGGUCCGAGUGGAGCAGCUCAGAACGGGACAGCGGCGAGUGGGACGUUACGAUCGGCAAGAACAACUGCAUCAGCCUCACGCCACGCUCCAAGAAACGCAGCCUGCAGAGAGAAGAGCUCCUGCCAAAGCCUAUACCUCGUCUCGUCCCCUCCUCCUCGCCUUCAUCCAACCCUUUAUCGACUUCCCACCCCGCCUCGUCCCCAGCACCUCACAAUCCCACCUCCACCAUCACUGUUAGCUACCAGGCCAUGUACAAUGGAACGAUGGCGCAGGGCGACGGGUGCUCAGACAAUCGAGACAGAGGACUGGAGGUAAAGAAAGUGAAGAGAGACUUAGGGGAGCAGCAGUAUUUGGAUGAAAACGCAAAUCAAAAUGGAUCCCUUGUCACCUGCUCCUCCCAAAGCUGCACCGCUCUCCCACAGUCCAUUUUUAGUAACAGUGAAAUGAGUGACGCAAAAUCGCUUUGCCCUAACCAGAUUUCCUCUCAAAGCCCCGUCACCCAGCCGACGUCUGACACCAAACUGCUGACCAGCGACACCUCAAACCCACACAGUGCAUCCUCAGAUCUUCUAGAAGCCAAGCAGGCGCAACAAUCUGUAGAGAGUCUUAUCCAGGAGCUGCUGGAGCAGGCACCAGGAGAACCGCAGCUCCCUGGAGACUCCAACGGCCAGGGCAUCAGCAUCGAGGCCUUCACACAGGAGCUGAGGGAGCUGGAGGACCGGGUGAAGGAACGCAGCAGAGCAGCCUUCCAGCAGGAGGAAACUGCCAGAGAGUCUGUGUCUUCUGAGCGACAAGAGGAGGAACAACAGCUGUCGUCAGCCCCGGAGGUGAAGCUGACGGGUGACGCAAAGGGAGAAGGGCCUAUGGUGGGCCUCUGCAGUCCUGCUAGACCACUAAAUCAACCUGCCUCUCAGCCGUACACAGGUCCGUUCAUGGUUGUAUUGUUUGCCAAGCUGGAGAACAUGCUCCAAAACUCGCUGUACGUCAACAUCCUGCUCACGGGCAUCGUAGCCCAGCUGGCCUGCUAUCCUCAGCCUCUCCUACGCUCCUUCCUGCUCAACACCAACAUGGUCUUCCAGCCCAGCGUCAAGUCAUUGAUCCAGGUUCUAGGUUCUGUGAAGAACCGUAUCGAGGCGUUUGCAGCCUCCCAUGAGGACUUCCCCGCCAUGCUGAAGAAAGCCCAGCAGUACCUGGUGGCCCGAGGCAAAGUGGACUGGGCUGACUCGCCUGCAGCAGUUCCUACCCUGCGGCGCUCUGAUUCAUUAGUAAAGAGCCGUAAGCCAUCUCUCGGAGACCUGAUCCUGCGCCACACCAACAGCCCGACCCGGGCUCGACACGCCGCUCAGCUGGCCCUCGCACAUGUACGGGACGGCAGCCAAUCUCUGCACAGCGCUCUGUUCAGAGGCGCUGGAGGGGCCUCUGGCCUGGAGAAGCAAGCUGAGGCACUGCGAGUGAAGAAUGCCGUCUACUGUGCCGUUAUCUUCUGUGAGUUCCUCAAAGAGCUGGCUGCCCUGGCUCAAGAGCACUCUGUCACUCUGCCUUUCCCUCACAGCCAGGAGGCAGAGGAAUAGAAGGUGAACUCCUUAAAUCUUAGCCUCCAUUUCUAUCUGAUUAGACUGUAAAAAGAGUUCUAUAGGAUUCUCCCAUCACCAGAGGGACGGACUGAAGCAUUGAGAAUUCCUUGUCACUGAAGUGGGUCGUCUGCAAUGACGCAGACAAAAAGACGAGAUGAUGACGGUGGCAUUUUUGUACCAAAAUCGUUAUAGGAUACCUAAUAUGACUGGAAGAAUUUUCCUCAUCUGUACACUUAUACGAUAUUGUGCAUAUCAUGUAUUAUAUUUACAUUCUAUACACAGAAAAUCUCAGUAAAUGCUUGAGGUUUAGAAGCUUGUACAUACAGAUGCCAUGUCAUGGUAUAAUGUGACGCAGUAAAGCCACAGGUAAAAGAAAUAGAUGAACAUAUUGGUGCUAGUCUCUUUAUGUUUUUUAGUUGAAAGGGUGCUUUCAGGCGGCACAGAGGAGAAGAAAGUUUUGUCCUCAACAAAAUUAUAAAAAAAGACAAACACCAAAAAAUUGUUUGGCAGGAACACAUUGAAAGUGUAGACUCAUCUAUAACUACAACGUGAUCCAAUCAGCUUUGGCCAUCUCUGUACGACAAGCUCACGUUUGCGUUCGUCCUCCGUUAAGCACUGGCCAAUAGAGACGGCUCACAGGGGAACAGUCAAUCUUCCUCAGAGCGUCUCAAAUGUCCAUUUUAUUUUUUUAAAGGCUGCUCUGCUGCAAAGACUAGUCAUCAAUGAACGAGACGAAAACUGGAACACACAGGUAAGGGAGAGUGCCACUUUCUCUCCUGCCAAUCAGCACGGCCAACACAAAUGUACUGGAAAACUUUGGGUAAUGAAUACCAUUUUUUUUUUUUUUUUAAUCAUUUUGUUUUUGUCUCUUGCAUUUGCACCAUUUUCUAGACAUAUCUACAGCGUGCGGGAGCAGGUGUGUCUGUCGUUGUGUAUUUGAGGUUUAGUUGAACAUUUCUUUGAAUGACUCCUUUCUAAAAGGUGACGCCAACUCUUCAGGCCAUCAGUAAGCCAUUCACCUGUUGCCAUAAAGGAGGCUGUUGGAUUGAACAGGCAGCGCUGCUUUAUAAUUCAUACUUUUUGUGUGUCAUGUAGUCUUUUUAAAAGACGAGUCUGCCAGAAAAAAAAAAAGGUAGAUGUUUUUUUCUAGGGAGCGUUAUAUCAUUUCUAUUAACUUUUAACUGACAUUUGUAAAGGUCCUCAUCGGGCAUUCACUGACAUUUCUUUAAACGGUUCUUUAGUUUGUGAGCUAAACAUGAAGCUUGUACGAAGCAAUUUCACUUUUUUCCAUUUUUGGUUUUUAGAAAUAUUGUUUCUUUAGGAUGAGACGGGCCAAAAUGAACAUACGACUGCUCAUGUUGGACUUGCUGCUAUGCUUUUUGUUUUUUUUUAACACUUACCCCCAUUUGUAUUCGUUUAAUAGCUACUAUCUCUUCAUUUUAUUGUUAGGUACCAAGUAUAAAUGUGCAUGUGAGGAUGUGCCGGAGUCAGUGCCAGUGUUGUGAUCGACGUGUAAUUUAUUUUCUCGUGUCUGAGGUUGAAUGAAGUCGCAGCCACAGUGUUAGUAGCAUUUGCCAAGAGGAAAUUCGUAUAUAAAAAAACAAAAAACAUUCUCAACGUUCACUUUGUUUUAUAAAAUGGUAAUUCUUAAUUGUACAGUUCUGUCAUUUCUAAAUAAUUUUCUUGUUCUUUUCUGUAACACUUUCAAAUUAUUAUGAAAUGAAGAACCUGUAAAAUGAAGCAUUAUUUGUAAGAUCCAUCUUGCUAUGCUCCAGCUUUUUGUGAAUUCCUUUGGUUUCCUGCACAUUCUCUCUCAACCUUUCGCAGCAGAGAAGCUGCUAAAAGCGUCUGCCAUCCUGCAAAGUCUUAAUCUUUGAACACCACAUAUCCAUGGUCGUCAUGUUUGUAACUGUAGUACUUUAUUGCUGCUGUAACUCACUUUUCUAUGGAAUUUCUAGACACAUUUCGUAUCACCCUGCAGUUUUUAUACCAUUUAGUUAAGAGUUUCCGCAUGCCUGUUGAGGCCAGGUUUAUAAUUAAAUAAUAAGGAUAGUGAAGAGUAAGUUUUCUUUGGUUUGUGCAAUAGUGCAGAGCUGAAACUAGCUUGCAGUAGGUUUUUAGAGGUCAGUAAGGCAUCCUGGAGAUCAGCGUUUCACACUGAAUGUUUGCUCCUGUUAAUUCAAUUUGAUAGAGAAAUCACUUCUGUAUUUUACUCACUGCCAUCCGAACAUCCAUCCAUCCGUUCACCGAGUCAGGUUAAUGUUUCCCGUGCACAGAUCUAGAUCACCAGGUCUACGUUUACACUCAAGAUUGUGUUUUUAAACUAUUUUUUACAAACACUUCUGUUAAAGACGUGGGUCAGUCGCAUUGUUCCGAAGACCUGUCAGUCAGUUAUCUGUAUUUGCGUGACUCAUUCGUGGACACCAAAGACAUCUCUGACAAUGCUGAAACUCCCAGUGUCUCUAAGCAAUCCGAUCUGUAAUGAACCUUAUUAAUGUCGCACUUGUUAAAUGCUGAAAGGCCUAUAAAUAAACCCACAACAAAAGGUACCAAUGUCUAACAUACUACACUUACAAUAAAAGUAAAAUACAAGGACAUGAUUAUGAUAACAUUUUAUUGGCGCGACAACAUUGUCAGAAGUCCAAACCUGUAAGAAUAAGACCAAAGCUGCAAUAAACCGGAAUCAUCCCCAAAUAGGAGACAUUUACCAGCUGAAGCUCAUUGGACAGGGCUCGUGUUUUUUUUUUUAACUCGUCCAUCAUUUCUAAAAAAGGGAGUUGCUCAGUAACCCUGAGAUGCAAAACCUAAAUAGUUGGCAUUUGUCCUAUGUGACUGAUUUUAUUUCAUUCUUUCUCAUUUGGGAUUUUCGCCCAUGUACCCCUGUCUACACUCCCUGCAGUCAUUGUUCACUGCUUACUGUUGUUUUUAACAUUUACUUGUAUUUAAUUUUUAAGAACACAAAGACGAUAGAUGUGGCGUUUGUAAGGGGGGCGUUAUUACAAGGGAAUAUCUCCUGCCUGUUUAAUUUAGUACAGCGCUGAUAUGGAGAUACAGUCGAAUAAAACGGGCCGUUUUGGCAAAUAUGAUGUAGGCUGUGUGGUUACCGUGAUGGACUACCUAGCUUCACACUCCACAAGAACGGCAGCAAGUGGCUUCCUCUGCUGGUAGACAAGUGAGACCUCAUACUGUUUAGGCACCAGUUGGGAUCGUGGGCAGCCUGUUAAAAAACACACACACCAAUACUGAUUUACAUUACAGAAAGGGGUUUUGAAUAUGCAGUAACUACGAUCGCUGGACGCUGAAGCCAACACAGAAAUGUCUUUAACUGCAGCUCCUUUUUAAUGGCCACCACACACACACACACACACACACUGUCACCAAAUGCAUCUUACUGUCAUGAAGUGACGAGAGAAAACCAAAUGAAUAAAGUGUUAUGUUUGUGAUGUGUUGGCUUGAUAAACAUGCGUCUCAGCUGUGGUGGUUGACGUUUCCUUGUCUGUAGUUUAUCCGCUUGAUCACUUUGAGAUUUUUUCCGACUGUUAUCUGACAGACUGUGGUGAGCGGUGAACCCAAAGCUAAGCUUCAGGAAAUGUCGUCAUGUCACAGAUGUUUUUUUAGUUUGUGUCUGCGUUUCAGACAGAAUGUACUUGAACACUACAAUUGAUCUAUCGGAGUUAAAAAUAGCAUCAGAUACUUCACACACUCUGUUGUUUAUUUGUGGUUAAAAUUCAAAGCAUGUUGUUUUGUUUUUUAUAUUUAAAGGGUAAAUGCAAACAGGAAGCCAAAGUCUUCAACUGUCAAUGACUUUCAUUUGAAUAAGAAUUAUAGCACGGCCUUUUGUUCCCUCACCCCCCCCCCCCCCCCCCCCAACAAGGUUUCCUACUUUAAAUCUGCAACACAUUUCAGUUUCAAACACACUUACAGUUUGUUCUUUUCUGCAAGUGAUUUUAACUGUGUGACUAUAACUAUAGAAACACUUUGGGGCUUUUUAUUUUUAGCUUUGAAAAUGUAUCCAGUUCAUCUGAAAAGGUUGCAGAUUUUGUUUUCACAGCUGAUUUCUUUACACAUCAUGUACACACGUUUUUUUUAAUUGAUUUCUCAUGUGUUGACUUGUAAUGCUUAUCACGGGAUGUACAGUAUCUUCUCAAUUUACCUUUUUUUUUCUUUGAAAAGCGUUGACUCCCCCCCCCCCCCUCCGACCGAUUUCUCCCAUGUGAUCUAUGCAAACCCUGCUCUGGUGUCCCCCGUUUGAGGCUGACAGAUGAUGUGGACUGAUUCAAUGUGUAAAUACUGUAAAAAAAGAAAAGAAAAGAAAAAGCAAUGGGUCUGAAAUGCAGAGGUAUGUGAACUAACCAACAGGACAGAGUGAAAAUCAUGCUAAAAAAUAAUGUAAUGAUGAAUGUUGUCAGAAAUAUUUUUCUAUAUUUUGAAAUCAUUAGAAAAAAAGGACAAAAAUACAAAGUGGGAAAAGCUGUCACACGAACACUACAAAGGGAAUGUUUUUAUUAAUUUAUAAAUUCUUUGCCUAGCAAUAUC
This is a messenger RNA of Cottoperca gobio, 8726 nucleotides long. It is a transcript of the gene fhip1b, whose product is annotated as FHF complex subunit HOOK interacting protein 1B. The coding region runs from base 714 to 4187 and encodes 1157 amino acids. The record is from RefSeq and is a predicted model, not a curated record. Gene Ontology annotation, biological process: endosome to lysosome transport; lysosome organization; early endosome to late endosome transport. Gene Ontology annotation, cellular component: FHF complex. Lineage: Eukaryota; Metazoa; Chordata; Actinopteri; Perciformes; Bovichtidae. The transcript is spliced from 12 exons.